Messenger RNA from Bemisia tabaci, 1783 nucleotides. Lineage: Eukaryota; Metazoa; Arthropoda; Insecta; Hemiptera; Aleyrodidae. The record is from RefSeq and is a predicted model, not a curated record.
CAAUGUGACUGACGCCUUACCUCUGACCGUGAGCUGCCCGUUGCUUAUCGUACGGGAGCAUCUAGCCAUGUAGUGAAUUUUUACUCUUAAUAUUUUAUUCUACAAUUCAGAAACGGCAUCCGAACUGUUUUUUCGUGGCAGGUAUUUUUUCGUGAAUUUUCUGUACAAAUUGUAAAUUAUGUGUUUGAAACUGCGUCAAUUUAAAAUGUACGGAAGCCCAUAAACUGAUCAACAUGGAUGGAUGCUUCAAGUUCCUCUUCAUUUCAAAUAUUUUGUUACAAAUGAAUCGAAUGCAUCCGCUCGUCUCGGCCAAUUUCGACUUGCACCAACCGACUUUUUAUCCCGCCGAGCCGUUGAGGGAAAAAGACGUGCUGCGGACUCUGCGCGAGGAUCAUUUGACCAACUGGAGCUGGUUGGACGAGAAGGAACCGCCGGGCCCCAACACGGUGGCCAUCCGUCGCGGCGACGACCCCCAAACCCGCUCCUGGAUCGUCUUCCGCACGACGAAGCGCGGCACCACCCUCUACAAGGAGACAUUCACCAACGAAGACGCUGCCAUGUCCUUCUUCCUCGAUCGGGUCCGCUUGAUCUCCAUCUGCGUCGAGCCCGUCACUCCGCAUAUAGUCGACAGCGACGAGAUUUACGAUAUUUUCGACCAACAGCGUGCUCAGCAGGCUAAAAAUGAAUAGACCGUAUUCGAUAACGGUUCGAUGUAUCGUUUCGUUCAAAACAAUAGAACAUAACCUCGAACCAAACUGUGAGGAUUUAAGUUGGAAAAGCUGAAAAUGAGAACUUUCCUGACAAUUUCACUUUGCAUUAGCAUUAGGUACUCAAAAGAAUAAAACAUCUGUUACAAAAGACCCGUUCCCUCCGAUUUCUAAAUUGACUUUUGAGGCUAUGUUUAUGUUUUGAACCAAUCGAUAUCGAUAAAAUCUCACCUGUUUGAUGUAUCGAAUACGAUCUAUAGACGGCCCGGUCAUAGAAUAAUAGCUACCGGAAAGGUAACUGUCAGAUUCUCCCAUAAGAUCGCGUAAAGUUCAUUAUUGACGGAUCCAGCAAAUUGGCAACAUUGCCUUUUCUCCAUUUAAAGCUAUUAAAAUGUAUCGAUUCUUGGAGGGGCCAAGUGCUCCGACAAGAAUCGAUUAUGUAGCAUAGAUUUAAAUGAAGGAAAUCCAAUGUUGCCAAAUUGCUGGAUCCGCCUCUGGUAUAGUUAUAUGUUCGAAGCGGACUUGGAGUCGAUUCCCCACGUUUGAAACGGCAGGCUGCGCGGGGGCCGCGGGAAUUUCAAGAUGACCGACUGCUCCCCUUCUGGUAGCUAUUAUUCCGAGCCCGUUUCAGACGAUCAAAGUAGAGCUCUCAAAGUGGCGUCACGUGGGGUCUCGUCACCCUCAAAGAUUGUCGGCCCGACAAUCUUUGAGGGCAAUGGGGUCACGUGACCCCAUGUAACGCCACUUUGAGAGCUCUACUGCCUUAAUACUAGUCAUAUCGUAAGCAAGAACCUUAGCAACUACUUCCAAUUGGACGCAUUUAAAUCGAAAGGAACUAUGUGCAUUGAGCCAUGGGCCUUGAGAUCCAUAAGAAUACAUUCGUACCGGGGCUCAUGUCUGAAUGAAUUUUGGCUCCUUUUGGAUUUAAUUGAGACCAUAUGUACAAACGAUAAGUGAAAGAUUACCUAAAGACGUAGGGGUCAAUUUUUAUGCUUGAAGGAACUACUAUUAAACACAAAUUUUCAUGGAAGACCUCGUUGAAAAUAGGACUAAUACAACUGUUUCUAAGCUGGUAA